Molecule: messenger RNA, 1748 nt
Organism: Apus apus (common swift)
Lineage: Eukaryota; Metazoa; Chordata; Aves; Apodiformes; Apodidae
Gene: IFI35
Product: interferon induced protein 35
Exons: 8
Coding region: 441-1682 (413 amino acids)
Cellular component (GO): nucleus
Source: RefSeq, a predicted model, not a curated record
UGGGGACUGUGUGUGAACUGCCCUGAAAGGCGGGUGGAUGGUGCCUGGGCAGGAGCUACUCUUCGUCCUGCUGCUGCUGUCAGUCCUGUGGUAAUCCCGGUGGGAGACAGAAAGUGACUCCUUCAGUCCCUGAGUCUGCUACAGAGUGAUUGUGCAAUGCCUUGAUCUUAGAGUAAUUUAGGUAAAUUUAGCGUUCUUCACCGUGCAAGUGACCCUUCCCCGGCCCUUGGGGAGCCGGGACGGGGGGCAGAGUGUUCGAUCACAGACGGAUGAGGGGGAGCGGGUUGUUUUGAGGCCUGGAAAGGAGAUUCCGUGUUAGCAUCGACUGCGCUCUCUCCCCGCCCGCUGCCGCCGGGGGGCCGAACCGUUUCUCCGGGGCGGGGCCGGACGGCGAAAGCGAAAGCGGAAGGGCCGUCGGAGCGCGAGGUCCCGCCGCGGAGAUGUCCUCGGGGGAGCAGAUGAGGGGCCGAGCACCCGGCACCGGCGGAGCGGGGACCGGGGAAGCGGGGCCGGCCCCGGAAGGCAGGGAAUGCAGCGUGGCUGAGGACCCCUCUUCCCUCCAAGACUCCUUCGUCUAUCUGCCCCUCCCCGAGGCUCCGGAGCGGGCGGUUCCCGAGCUGACCGCCGAGCAAGUUCGGCAGGAGAUCGAGCGCUGCAAGGAGCGGUGUAGCACCCUGGAGCAAGACUGUGCCAAGCUAAAAACUGCCAAGGAAGCCGUAGAGAUGAGGAAGAUGGGAGAACUUCAGAAAAGUCUUCAGCAACAGAUGUCUUUAACCAGAGAUGAGGAGAUAUCCUUCCAGAUGGACAUUCUUUUAGCAAAGGAGAAGAAGGACAGACUGAGGCAGGAGAAGCAGGUGUUGAAAAAGAAACUGGAAGAAGUGAGGAAGAGAGUCCCCUGGGAUGAUCCGGUGAUGCUGCUGCCUGCCUUGCCAGAGAAGAAAAUGGUGUUUAAGGGACUUGUGACAAACAAGGAGGACAUCAACAAGCUGUUUCUCACUCCAUUGAUCCACUACCCUCUGCUGGGGGGCUCAGCGCUCAUCACCUUUGAGAAAGCAGAGGUAGCCCAGAGUAUCAUAGAGGCGAAGGAGCACAUGGUGGAGCUGAGCUAUGGGGAGGAGCUGGAUGAGCUCGACCGGUGCAGAGUGCGAGUACAAGCAGCGCCUGUGGACAUGCUGCUGCCAUCUGCCCUGGAGGUCAGGCUGACACAGAGCAGCAGGAGUAUUAUCCUGUCUGGCCUGCCCAGCCUGGAAAUACCUGAGGAGGCACUGCUGGACAAGUUGGAGCUCUUCUUCAGCAAGACGAAGAAUGGUGGUGGCGAGGUGGAGAGCAGGGAGUUCCUGGAGGACUCAGGCCAGGUGGUGAUGACCUUCGUGCAGGAGGGAGUGGCAGGGCCACUAAUUGCAAGAGGACACAUCCAGGCACUUAUUGGGAAAGGAAAAUAUGAGCUCAAAAUAUCACCGUGUGUGAGUGGAGACAUCACUAACCUGAAGCUCCAGCCCUCCCGCUGCCCCAGGACUGUCCUGCUCUCGGGGAUCCCAGAUGUGCUGGAUGAAGAGCCCAUGAGGGACACCCUGGAGAUCCACUUCCAGAAAACCAGCCAUGGGGGGGGAGAGGUGGACGCCCUUGCCUAUGUCCCAGUGGGGCGACAAGGAGUGGCUGUUUUCAUGGAGGACGCGGGCUAGCCCUGGCCCAGCCCUGGAGUCUGCCGCUGGCCCCCGGCACAGCGGGAAUUAAAGCGUCUGCAGUGA